UAGGCCGCGGCCCAAUUUAUUCUUAUAAGAAAGGUGGACUGCGCCGCCAAAUUGGGCCGCCCUCGCUCAAUGAUGUAGCCCCAGGCCCUGACUAGGGACUGAAUUUAAUGUGCGGCAGGGGUCAUCGCACGCGCGCACUUCAGCCCUUAUAGCGGUUGCCUAGCGACGGUGCGCGCACCCCUCACCCACCCCACCUGAAACGGGUCAAUAUUUGAGUCACUUCUCAUCGGAUAGCACAGAGCACCUUGGAAAAUAACGAUUUUGUGCUUCCGUCCGUUCAUCGCGAAGGUCUCGUCUUUCAGGCACUCUUGCACUGCCUCAUCCCUGAAAGCAAAUGCCUGUUGUGCGACUCUUAGCAGAGAAGGUCUUUACUUGGUGCAUAGUUCCAAAAAUUGAAGAGGAAGGACAGGUCAGGUAGAUGAGAAGGGCGCAAUGACCUCUAUUAUAUUCAAUGAGACGAAAAGCGAGCACUUUCGUUUGUCCGAUCAAUAUAGGAAUCUGCAUGGCCAGCUAAGCACAAUUCUUCCAGUGGAAAUAAAUAAGGAUGAGAUUUCGGCGGAAUCUUUGAAGUCAGCUCGCGUUUUCGUUUUGGGGGCACCAAGAGAGAAGUUCAACCAGAGUGAGUUGGACUGCUUGAAGACAUACGUGGACAACGGCGGCAGUAUUUUGGUGAUGCUGGGCGACGGUGGAGAAAAUCAAUACGCAACCAAUAUCAAUUUCCUGCUUGAGGAGUACGGCAUCAUGAUCAACAACGAUUGCGUGAUUCGCACUCAUUACUACAAGUACUUCCACCCAAAAGAGUGCCACCUCCCAAACGCACUCACCAACCAGAUCUUGAUUGACGCCCUGCCCAAGCACUCCAACAAUAAGCUCAAUAGAGCUUUGACGCUGGUUUAUCCGUACGGUGCCACCCUGAACGUUGCAAAACCUGCAGUUCCGAUUUUGUCCUCGGGCCACCUUUGCUUUCCGUCGUGCAGACCAAUAUGUGCUCUUUACCACAAGAGCGCCGGGAAAAUAGCAGUCAUCGGUUCGGGACAUAUGUUAUCGGACACUUAUUUGGACAAGGAGGACAACCGCCAAUUCAAGGAUAUCAUUUUUACUUUCCUCUGCACUAACAUCAUUGACAUCAGCUACAUGGACGCUGAUGAUAUCGAGAUUUCAGAUUAUCACAUGGUGCCUGACACAGCUCAGUUGGCAGAAAAUUUAAAAGUGUCUCUGAACGCCCCACAAGACAUUCCAGUGUCGUACAUGGACCUUUUUGACUUCACCCUGACGUCGAUUAACACCAACCACUUUUUGAACGCAAAAAGGUCAUAUGAACUUCUGGGGAUCAAGUACGAUCUGCUCAAGUUGAUUAUGCCCGAGUUUGAAACUCCAUUACCUACCCUCCAACCUUCAGUUUUCCCUCCCACUUUUCGUGAAUUGUCAGUUCCACCACUGGAACUUUACGACCUGGACGAGGCAUUCAGUUCUGAAGCGGCUCGCGUCGCCCAGAUUGCCAACAAAUGCGGUGACGCCGACCUGUCUUACUUCAUUUCAAGUGCUUAUGAAGUGCUCGGGAUGAACAACAUGAGUGAAAAGAGCACCAAGGAGAUGCUUUACUCCAUAGCCCUGCAGAUCGCCACCUUCAAAAAACAGGGCCAAGCGCCCAUGGAUAUUUUCUAACAGGUAAAGAAACUUUCAGGACCAUGCAUAACCAGCUAUUUUUUGUACUUGUGUUAUUAUAACAAAAGGGAGGUUUUGUCAUGUGUUGCGGCACGACACAAGUAGAAUUUAUGCAGCGCAAUCAAUCCAUCAUUUGAAUUAAAUAGGAUAAAGAAAAAGUCAAGCGAGAAAAAGAUUUCAGUCGUCGGCACUUCUCGACAACAUCCGUCGUCUUUGAAAUACCGAGACAAAGAUGUCGGUGCUGUCGGGACUUUGCCGCGGCUCAGUUUUGCAGUCCCCUCACGGGCCCUCAUCAUUCGCAAUCAAAUCACGUCCCCUGAAUUUUCGUAUGUGGUAAGUGCAUCAUGCACCCCAUGUCAAUGCACUUGAAAGCACAAAUUUUUCUGCACUAAUCUAACUUGCACCACACAAAAUUUUCACCUGCACUAAGUGUAUUUUUGCACAGUUCCCGUUUCUAGCACAAAUUAUAUUUAAAAAACAUAUAGGUGUGUCAAUGUUUGGGAUUUAAAAAGAAAUUUUGAUGUUUUGACGGGAAAAUUUAUUAUUGUGCAUAUUUUAAUAAACAUUUCAACGAUGAGUAUAUAUAUUUCUUGGACAUAUUUACAAAUGACUAACUCAAAAGAAGCCUAAGCUACAAUUUUAACUUUUUAACACAUUUUCAACCCUAAUAUGUAC
Molecule: messenger RNA, 2340 nt
Organism: Neocloeon triangulifer
Lineage: Eukaryota; Metazoa; Arthropoda; Insecta; Ephemeroptera; Baetidae
Gene: IFT52
Product: intraflagellar transport protein 52 homolog
Exons: 7
Coding region: 433-1665 (410 amino acids)
Biological process (GO): intraciliary transport; cilium assembly
Cellular component (GO): centriole; cilium; intraciliary transport particle B
Source: RefSeq, a predicted model, not a curated record